AUGGCGUCAAUACCCGAGGCGCGCACCUCGUUCAACCUCAAAGUGCUUCGGCGGCACGAUGCCUCGAUCGUCGAGAUCGUCGAGACGGCGUCGUUUGUCGUGCUCUACAACUACAAUGGAGGCGAAUGGACCAAGACCGGCGUCGAAGGCCCGCUUUUCCUCUUCCGUCGUCGUCUACCGCCGUACAACGGCUUCUUCCUCAUGAAUCGCAACGGCGUGGAGAACUUCAGUGCGGAUGUAACGCAGGAGGACGAUCUGGAGAUUACGCCCGAGUUCAUCAUCUACCGACCCGAGACAAACGGCGACAACGAGGUGUACGGAAUCUGGGUGUUUGAGCCGGGCCAGCGCAUGGCGGUGGGUGACAAGCUGCUCAAGCUCCAGCAGAUGACCGAGCCACCAUCGCAGGCGCAGAUCGAGGCGGCGGUGGCAGCAUCUAGCUCCACCGUCGCGCUCGAGACAAGCACAAAGGAUAAGACGGACAAGAAGGAAAAGAAGGAAGCACAGCAGGCCGCACAGGCAGACAAGAAGAAGGCGAAGAAGAAGAAUGCCAAGGACAAGGACAAGAACAGCGAGCGCAAGGAGGUCGAAGUCGAGGCGGAGCCGGAGCCGGAGCCGGAGCCGGAGCAGACGACGCAGAUUAGCCUCGACGACCUGUUCGGCGGCGCUCCGGCAGCGUCAGUGCCGCAAGAGCUGGAAGAGGUACAGGGUGGACAGGCACAGCAGAAGGCAUCAGCGGAUGGAAGCUCGUUGCUCGACUCGAUGUUUGCAUCCGCAGUCUCGCUUGAAUCUGCGCCCGCGGCAGCUGCACCCUCGACCGAAAAGGAAGCUCCGGCACCGACGCCAGCAUCGACAGCAGCAGAUCCCGCGACUGCGCCACAGAGCAACGGUGCUUCGGCGCAGGGCAAGUCGAGCAUGUCGACGCUGAUCGAGCAGACCAUUCUGCAGCGCAUUGCGCUCGGCGACGAUGGCCAGCCGCUCUCGCGCCGCGAAUUCGUCACUGAACUCCUCAGCAUCAUCCACACCGAUCCGGCAUUCGUCACGGCGCUAUACGACACUUAUCUCGCACGCGUUGCUUAG
Moesziomyces antarcticus is the source of this 1077-nucleotide messenger RNA. RefSeq lists its product as uncharacterized. Gene Ontology annotation, biological process: deadenylation-independent decapping of nuclear-transcribed mRNA; positive regulation of catalytic activity; deadenylation-dependent decapping of nuclear-transcribed mRNA. Lineage: Eukaryota; Fungi; Basidiomycota; Ustilaginomycetes; Ustilaginales; Ustilaginaceae. Gene Ontology annotation, cellular component: P-body. The transcript has 2 exons. Gene Ontology annotation, molecular function: enzyme activator activity; mRNA binding. The record is from RefSeq and is a predicted model, not a curated record. The coding region runs from base 1 to 1077 and encodes 358 amino acids.